Mugil cephalus (flathead mullet) is the source of this 2688-nucleotide messenger RNA. Its product is annotated as protein mono-ADP-ribosyltransferase PARP12-like. Gene Ontology annotation, molecular function: metal ion binding; NAD+ poly-ADP-ribosyltransferase activity. The transcript is spliced from 10 exons. Lineage: Eukaryota; Metazoa; Chordata; Actinopteri; Mugiliformes; Mugilidae. The record is from RefSeq and is a predicted model, not a curated record. The coding region runs from base 63 to 2120 and encodes 685 amino acids.
CGUAAACGAGCCUUCGCUUGCUCUAACCUCGUAAAGGUUUAUUAGUCUAAACUCGUAACAGGAUGACAUCGGCGAUCUCUCAAUUCAUUACCAAGACCCUGUGCGAAAACCAGGGAAGUCUGGACUUUAAACAGCUGAAAGAGAAGUUGCAAUUGGUAACACGAAGUGAUAAUGCUGCGGAAGAAGUUCAGCGGCUUGUCCAGGUCGGUAGAGUCGCAAUUCAGCAUGACAAACAGGGGGUCUCCGGCACUCAAACACCACGACCACACAGUCUGGUAGUGGCUAAAACUAACCUGCGGCUCUGCCAGAAAAAAUCCGGAGAGUGUUUGCAGUGCGACGGGUUACACCUGUGCAGGUAUUUUGUUUGCGGAGACUGCUCUUUCGGACCCAAGUGUAAAAAUCCUCAUAGUCUGGCUUCUCCAUGCAAUGCAGAGCUUCUGAGGAGACAUGAUCAUCACGGUUUGACGGAGAAACAGCUGUUUCAGCUGCUACUGCAGAAUGAUCCCUUUCUGCUUCCAGAGAUAUGUCCACAUUACAACAAGGGCAACGGCGUGCACGGCUCCUGUAAAUUCGCAACCUCCUGCACCAAGCUCCACGUCUGCCAGCACUAUUUCCAGGGCGACUGUAAAUUUGGCUCCUCGUGUAAGAGAUCCCAUAAUGUUGAUGCACAUGGGACGAAGCUUUUCCGAGGAUUCAGUCAGGAAAAUAUUGAAAACGUCCACAAGAUCUACAGGAAUAAGCUCAUCAUCGUGGAUCAAAACGAGAGGCAGAGCACUGUUAACAAUGUAAUUGUGUUUCCUGCAUUCCUACCAAAAGUGAGAGCCUCCCCUCAGCAGGCUUCCUUCCAGCCCCGCCACACAAUUCCUGUACCUCGCAUCAUAUCGCCUGAGCCGGUUAAAAACACAAGUGAUGCUGACAAGAAUGAAAUCUGCCUCUACUUCAUUCGCAGACACUGCAGCUUUAAAGAGAAGUGUGCUCGUGUCCACUGGCACCUGCCUUAUAGAUGGCAGCUUUUCGACCAACUGACUAACACCUGGAAGGACUUGGUGAAUAUGGAGGAGAUUGAGAAGGCAUACUGCGACCCAUCGCGUGAAACAAGUUCUGCAUCUCCUGCUCAGCAGUCGGUCAACUUCAUGACGAUGACACUUGGAGGGUCUCCAGUCCGUCGCCUCUCCACCGCCUCCUCCGUCUCAAAGCCGCCUCACUACAUUCUUACAACGCAGUGGGUUUGGUACUGGAAGGACGAGACCGGGAUAUGGAUGCAGUUUGGGCAGAGUGGAGCCACUGUCACUUCACAAACCCUGGAGAAUGUGUACCUGGCAGAAAGAGACACACAAAUUCCUUUUAGCGCUGGCAAACAGCAGUAUGUGCUCCACUUCAAGGAUGCAUUGGGAGGCGAGAGGAUGUAUCAGCAGAAUGUGAAGUACAAAACCAAGAGGGACGUCAGAAGGAGGCCUCACUUUGUGUCUGCUCAGGAUGUGGAGGUGAAGCUGAAGAGCACAUCAUCUCAAAGCUCUAGCUCGUCCACAGCUGAAAAUGUCCCAUCCCAGUGGGACAAGAGUGCACUCCCUGAGUUCGGAUACAAGCUUGUACCUCUCCCCAUAUCUGAGGAGUAUAAUGACAUUAAGAAGUUGUUCAUGUGCACCAUGCCUCAGAGUACAAUUAUCGACAUCCAGAGGAUCCAGAACGCCUCCCUGUGGAAUCUCUUUCAAUGGCAGGAAGAUCAGAUGAAGAAAAGGAAUGGAGGGCGUGUGGACAAAAAGCACUUGUUCCACGGGACGGAUGAGUCCCUGGUUGAGGCCAUCUGUGAGCAGAACUUUGACUGGAGGAUGUGUGGCGUCCAUGGCACAGCCUACGGCAAAGGGAGCUACUUUGCCAGAGAUGCAUCCUACUCAAACAGGUAUGCUAAGGCCAAACGCAACGGAACCAAGGUCAUGUUUGUUGCUCAGGUCCUGGUGGGGGAUUACACCAGGGGUAGAUCCAGCUACGUCCGCCCCCCUCCAAAAGGAAGCAGCAAAAUUCUGUAUGACAGCUGCGUUGACAACAAAACUAACCCCGGCAUAUAUGUCAUCUUUGAAAAGCAACAGAUUUAUCCAGAGUACAUUAUCAGCUACUCAUAAGUCAUAUUACUGUACUCUCUAUCUCUAUUAUGAGAGGGUUUUUAGUUUGAGUACCACAGCAUGUGGCUAUGUUAAAGUUUUUUUUUGUCUUGAACCUGGGGUAGAAUGAUUCUGAUAUCAUGUUUUCUAAAUACCUUUGGUAUGAGGAAUAUACUUGACAGUAUUUGGACUUGGUUGUUGCAAGUGUUUCCCCGUGUUUAAUUACCAGGUUUAUCUUUACUGUAUGCGCUGGGAGUGGUUUUAAUAUGAGGUUAGGUUGUAGGGGAAACCGGAUAAGUUAAUAUUCACUGUGAAAUCAAACACUGCCAGUUAUUUACUGCUCCUGUCGGUGGUUUUAAUGUUGUGGCUGAUGGGUGUAAGUGCUCAUAAUUCAGUAGAGCGGUAACUAUGAUGACGUAUACUGUGUGUUAGAUUGUUGGAUGCUGGUAUGUUGCAAUAAUCCUUCUGAAAGAGGGAUCAGGUUAGAGGCAUUGUCACUCAUAAUGUUUUUCCUCGACAGCUUUUCACAGCUUACGUUUUUUUCUCGACUUGAAAUUACGUUUUCCUGAAUAAAUGGGACCAACCAAAA